GCUUACAGAACUGGAUGCCUUUUUGAAGAUCUUAGACAAGGAAAACCUGAGUAGCACAGCUGUGGUGAAGAAGAGCUUCCUUACUGAUCUCCUUCGGCUCUACACAAAGACCAGCAAUUCCGAUGAGGAAUAUAUUUACAUGAACAAAGUUACAACUCAUAAGCAGCCGAAUGUGGAAAUAGAAGGCAAAGGAAAAGACAAAGCACUGAAUUUCUCAGAUCCUCUGACCAAUGGAGAGUUGGUACAGCACUUAUCUGCCCCACAGAAGAGUCUGCCUGAUCUUCCACCUCCUAAAAUAAUUCCAGAAAGGAAACAGCUCCCAGUCCCAAAGAUCGAGUCUCCCGAGGGAUAUUAUGAAGAGGCAGAACCAUAUGAUACUUCCUUAAAUGAGGAUGGUGAACCUGUGAGUAGUUCCUAUGAAUCAUAUGAUGAAGAAGAGAGCAGUAAAAGCAAGUCAACCCCCCACCAAUGGCCAUCCCCAGAAGCCACCAUUGAGCUGAUGAAGGAUGCCCGGAUCUGUGCCUUUCUGUGGCGGAAGAAGUGGCUGGGGCAGUGGGCCAAGCAGUUGUGUGUCAUUAAGGACAGCAGAUUACUGUGCUACAAGUCUUCUAAGGACCACAAUCCCCAGCUUGAUGUGAAUCUGGUGGGCUGUAGUGUGGUUUACAAGGAGAAACAAGUGAGGAAGAAAGAGCAUAACCUGAAGAUUACUCCAACAAAUGCCGAUGUGAUUGUCUUAGGACUGCAGAGCAAGGACCAGGCAGAGCAGUGGCUCCGGGUCAUCCAAGAAGUCAGUGGCUUGCCUUCUGAAGGAGUUUCUGAAGGAAACCAAUACAUCCCUGAUGCCCAACGUCUCAAUUGUCAGAAACCAGAUAUAGCUGAGAAAUACCUCUCAGCCCCAGAAUGUGGGAGUAAUGUGGAUGGUCAUCCUGAAACCACAGAGACCAAAGAUGUUAAGAAGAAAGGUACAGCAGGCCUCAAAUUGAGCAACUUGAUGAACCUGGGGAGGAAGAAAUCUGCUUCACUGGAGAAUUCUGAGAGGUCUCUGGAGACAUCCAGUUACCUGAAUGUCCUGGUCAACAGCCAGUGGAAAUCCCGGUGGUGCUAUGUGAAGGACAGUCACCUGCACAUCUACCAGGACAGGAACCGAACUAAAUCAGCACAGCAGCCACUCAGCUUGGUGGGAUGUGAGGUUGUCCCAAAUCCCAGCCCCGAUCACCUCUACUCCUUUCGGAUUCUCAACAAUGGAGAGGAGAUAGCCAUGCUCGAGGCCAAAUCAUCCGAGGAAAUGGGCCACUGGCUGGGCCUCCUCCUGUCAGAGUCUGGAUCCAAGACCGACCCAGAAGAAUUCACCUAUGACUAUGUGGAUGCAGAUCGAGUUUCCUGCAUUGUGAGUGCAGCAAAGACCUCUUUCUUUUUGAUGCAGAGAAAGUAUUCAGAGCCCAAUGCCUACAUCGAUAAUCUGCCCAAAGGCCACCAGCACGAGGAGCCUUAUGAUGAGGUCAUUCUGGAUACAAAUGAGCCAACACCAUUAGUGGAACAAAUACAAGAAAGCACUCCUCUGAGAGCCCCUACGUCUGAAGAAUUAGAUCGAGUGUACUUAGAUCUCACACCCCUUGUGUCCUUUCCACCUGGCCCCAGUCAUGUGAAAGCCCAGCUUUCCCCUCCUUCCUCUCCACUUUUGGAAAAAGCCACCUUUAAGACAGAAUUAGAAGACAGCACUGAAACCUCUUCAGCAGACAAGGAAACAGAAUUCUGCAGAAAGUCUUUGGAAAUAGCACAAGAACAGAAACAACCAGAAAGGACUGAAUCAGAAGAGCCAUCACUGAGAGGCACUGGUGUCAAAAUCCAAACCCAACAACAGAAAAUCUCUUUUCCUCAGAGUUUCCCUGACUUUCCAUUCACCACAGCAACAGGGACUCAUCUACAGCCAGUGGCUACCCCUAAAGAGAAAACAGAGAAGCCCAAGGGGACCAGUGCAGCUCCUGUAGAAAUUAAACUUGGCAAGAAUAGGACUGAGGCUGAAGUGAAGCGGUACACAGAGGAAAAGAAGAGGCUUGAGAAGGAGAAGGAAGAAAUUCGGAAUCACCUCGCACAGCUCCGGAGAGAAAGACGGGAACUGAAAGACACUGUGGUGAGAUGUACAGACAGGUGUGCCCUGGCCUGUCUGGAGCAGAAGUUAAAGGAGAUGGAGGAGGAGUGCAGGGAAAAGGAGAAGAGACGUGUGGACCUGGAGCUGAGCAUCAUGGAGGUGAAAGAAAGCCUGAAGAAGGCAGAAGCAGGACCUGUGACCUUAGGCACAGCAGUGGACACCACCCACCUGGAGAAUACAACUCCCAAAACCAAAGUCCCCAAUCCGGCUCCUGUUGCAGACUCUUCUCCAGUCAACUCUGCAAUAGCUUUAAAAAACAGACCUCUUUCCGUCAUGGUAACAGGCAAGGGAACAGUCUUAAGGAAAGCUCUGGAAUGGGAGAAGAAAGGAGCAAGUUAGGAAACUGACCUUCCAAUAAAAACUGACAUUAUUGAUAUGGACCUUGGAUGACAAUCCUCCCAAGUUAAGGUCUGACCUAAAAGCAGAAAACAUUGGGCUUGGAGAGUCUGUUCAGAAGGAAAAGAAAGGAUCGAGACAACUGUGAACGGAGAUCUUUGGCUAAGGACUCCUGCACCUCCCCAAGGUAGUGGGGAGAGUGGAAGGGAUGACUCCCAUGUCCCUUUUCACCACCAAGGGAAAUAACACAAAAGGAAAAGACACUUUCAUGGUAUUCCUAAUCCACUGUUAUAAACAGGAAUGCUAAUGUUAUUGUUAGGGAUGGUUUGUGUAUUUCUACAUACAAAUUUAUUAAUUGCAUUAUUGAAAUUUAGCUCAUAGUUCCAUAACAAGAAGUUUCGUUUUUGUUGUUGGUUUUUUUUUAGGGGGAGGGGGAGGAAACAUGUAAAGAAUCCUGGUAGCUGAAUGGUUCUCCAACUUGGAAUUUUGGCUUCAGCAACCAAGAUAACCUAAAAUCAUCAGCAUCAUCUCUAUUUAGUACUGGCCGAUAAAGUUCAAUUUUCCCUGCUUUGAGGGAGCCAGGCUCCAGGCUCGGUGGCUCAAACCCAGAGCAGUUGUGCUCUAGACAGCGCAAACUCUUGUUUCAGGUUGUUUGGCUUAUGAUUCCACACAUGUAGAAAUAGCCUAGAACUUGCUUUAAAACAAAAAACCCACUUGUGUGGGUGCUACCCUUUCAGAGGGGAGAAAAAGACUAGGAAACUCUACUGUUGGUAAAUUAUUUUUAGUAAAAAUCCCUCAUUCACUGGUAUUGAAGAUGUAAGAAUGUGUUUUUUUUUAAAUUAAUAUGAGGACAAGAUCCUAUUGGGCGCUAACAUUUUAUAAGUAACCGUGAAAUCACAUAAAGCCAGUAUACAAAAGCCAUUUUUGAGAAAAUGUCAUCUCGUGCAUAUUUUGAUCACAAAACCAAAGAUGUUCUCUUUGUCCAUGUUUUAAAAACAAUGUCUGAGAACUAGUUGAAAGAUAUUUCAUUAACCAGGUUCAAUGAAGAGCUAAAAAUGUCCUUUUCUCUUUAUUUGGUUAGUUCUAAUAAAUGGAUUAAAUGUCUCAAACUGAGGGAUACAAGUACUCUUUUUCCUCCUUCGGUAGGCAGUGCCCAGGCUCCCUCCAAGAAGAAUACUGUGGAAUUUGUUGAAUGGAAAUAGGUGCUUAUUUCACCCACCCCACUUUUAAAAACAAGCAAACAAACAAAUCACAACUAACAGAUGAUGACCUUCCACUUGGUGGCCUUGUCUUUUUUCUUUGAUAGAAAAAUAAACACUGGUGUAUAUUUGUUGUUGCUUAAAAGAAAAGGUUUUCAGACAUUUCAUCAUCACCUCAACCUUCCUUCUACCCCUGCCCCAUCAAAACAUCUUUGUAAUUCUCACUGUCUUUCUAAUCACAGGGCAUUUAUUUCCUUUGUCAUAAACUUGUUCUUGGUGUUUUAGAUUUUUUUAAAAAAUAAAGUAUUAAGUAUA
Molecule: messenger RNA, 3999 nt
Organism: Gracilinanus agilis (Agile Gracile Mouse Opossum)
Lineage: Eukaryota; Metazoa; Chordata; Mammalia; Didelphimorphia; Didelphidae
Gene: AFAP1L2
Product: actin filament associated protein 1 like 2
Exons: 18
Coding region: 140-2488 (782 amino acids)
Biological process (GO): positive regulation of DNA-templated transcription; regulation of interleukin-6 production; positive regulation of interleukin-8 production
Cellular component (GO): cytosol
Molecular function (GO): SH2 domain binding; SH3 domain binding
Source: RefSeq, a predicted model, not a curated record